GUUAUUUUUAGAACAAAAUUACUAUAUUUAUAUUUAGCUUUUAAACAUGGUUAAUGAAAUAAACAACGCCCACAGAUUCUUCUUGCAAGUUUUUAUAUCCAAAAGACUUCUAUCAGAAGCAGAGGCAUUGGAAGUCUAUUAUAACGCUUUAAAAAAGUAUGCAGUCGAUGCACCUGCUAACAAUUUUUCAAGUUUUGUAUAUACUAUCAACAAGCAAAUAGAAUACUUAUAUAUGGAGAUUAAACGUGGCAGAGCUGAACACAAUGGAAAAGUGUUUUUUGCUUUGGUAAACACAGUUGAAGAUAGUCAUUCGAAAAUGGCAACUGAUCUUUCGCCACAUGAAAUGGAGUAUGUCCAAAAAAUUAUUGAGACUUUAGUUUCUUCUGAAUAUCGAAAUAUCUCUUCAAUUGAUAUUUUAAACCUUGGUGCUGAACUUGGAAAUAAAAUCCCAACUGCAAUUGCAGAGGAUAUUGUUUCGAGGUUAACAGCAAGAGGGUGGUUUACUGAGCUUUCUGGCCAUAUUUCAUUUGGUCCACGUGCAGUAAUUGAGCUCAGUCAUUACAUAAAGGACAAAUUUCAAAACCAAAUUACUGAUUGUCCACUAUGUAACGACUGUGUUAUAUUGGGUGACAAAUGUGAAAGCUGUGAGAAACGAUAUCAUAAGUAUUGUAUUGCUACAGUUUUUCAAAACGUUGAUGUAUCUGACCGAAACUGCCCAUCUUGUAAAGUAUGUUGGACUAAUCAUGUUAUUAGUAUUCCGAAAGGAGAUAAUUUAAACAAAGAAGAAUUAAUGAUUUCAGUGGAAAAGAAAAAGCGCAAAAAAUAGACUAAUGAUCAAAAUUUCAUAUCAAGAUUAUUUUCUGGAUCUUUUUCUGACAAGAUAUUGGAUGUUCUCAAACAAACAAUUUUCUUAUGUUCUCAAACAAACAAUUUACUUACAUCAUUAAUUAAUAACUUUAUGUUAUGAACAUCAUAAAAUAAAAUUUUUAUAAAUUGUUUAUUAUAGUUAAAUAACAAAAAGUUUUUUUAUUA
Messenger RNA from Hydra vulgaris (swiftwater hydra), 1032 nucleotides. RefSeq names its product non-structural maintenance of chromosomes element 1 homolog. The record is from RefSeq and is a predicted model, not a curated record. Gene Ontology annotation, molecular function: ubiquitin-protein transferase activity. Gene Ontology annotation, biological process: double-strand break repair via homologous recombination. Gene Ontology annotation, cellular component: nucleus; Smc5-Smc6 complex. NCBI's taxonomy places the organism in Eukaryota, Metazoa, Cnidaria, Hydrozoa, Anthoathecata, Hydridae.